Messenger RNA from Pseudo-nitzschia multistriata, 8215 nucleotides. NCBI's taxonomy places the organism in Eukaryota, Bacillariophyta, Bacillariophyceae, Bacillariales, Bacillariaceae. The record is from the annotation of a GenBank genome assembly.
CAAUAACAACAAGAAGAACGAGUAUCGGUAUUUAUUACGGUACUGAUUGUCCCGCAUUUCACAAAACACAAGUUGCAACCACAAGGCAGGACUCUCAUUUACUUUCACCGCCUUUAUUUAGCGAGAGUGGUUCGUUACUAUUUCUUUCUUUGGUUUUCCUCUAUCGCUUGCGAAAGAGAGAACUCAUCGUUGCUCGAGGCGAGUUUAUUUAUGCAUUGAGGGAAGACAUUCUCAGAAGAGAUCGUUAUCGGCCGGAAGCACUUUUCUUUUGUUGACAAGGAACGCAUUUUCAUUGAUUGGCCUUGAAUCUAAAACUAUAAUUUAAAAUGCCGCCGCCGCUGCCACCUUCUUCCUUAGCAGCAAGACGAAGAAGCCGCAUGAGUGGCACCCAAACAUCACACACCGAUGAAAGAAACAGCGCUUCCAAUGGCGGCGAUGGAAAUGACGCCACUAAUCGGUCCGCGAAUAGAUGGCAUCGAGAGGAUGAGUCUCAAACCUCCAGUACGAGCAGCCGUUACGCACGACGGAUCUCGUCCUCCUCUGCACCAACCGGGUCCUCGACAGCAAGUCGAACGCACAGGAGAUCGAACAGUAACGAGGAAAUUGAACGUAUCAGAGAAAUGAGAGCCCGGCGAAAGAGAGCGCAACAGGAAGGCGGGGACUUGCAAAACGAACAAACCGAGGGAAGCGCUGCACUUGUCAGUAGACACCAUCGACGAGCGUCUGCUCCGAUUUCUAGGAAAUAUGGGGAUGAUUCGGGUUUGGGACGUAAGGGUCGGCGUCGUCAUCAUAACUUCAUGACAGAAGACGGAACAGACGAAUCCAGUGUCAGCACUCAAACAACAACGGCAUCAACAGCGGCUUCUUCUGAUGAUACGUCGAUACGCAGCGAGAUCGAAGCACGCCUAGCAGCAAGACGUAGCAAACGGAAGAGUGCGAUCGAGAACGGCCAAUUAUUGACGGACGUUCCAGAAGGGAGCAGCUCAAAUAGAGGACAUAGACAUACCCGGAGCUCGAUUGACGCAGCAGAUUUACGAGCUAGUCGAAACGUUCCGCCUCGUAGUAUAUCAUCGGGUGCACUGCGGCGACAGAUGGCAACAACCUACGAAGAAGCGAAAGGAAUAACAAGAGAAAAUCGUGUGAGUAGGACGAAGAGUACUGACCGAGGAUUGCUUCAAACUCGAAUCAGUAAUAGUGACGCCGAGAAAGAUUCGAGAGUUCCUACUAUAAUAGAGCCUUACGAGUCGCGCGGGAGCAGAAAAUUUAAACCAAAGCUACAACCACGAAGUUCUUCGAACGACAUUAGUGAGCGGUUAAGGGAACGGCGGGAAGCUAGAGAAAGGGAGCGAAAAGAACGGGAGAAAAAAUAUGACUUGAAAGAUUUGUCGCUGUCUACAGGAUCAGAAUCAACGCAGAGCAAUAGAGUUGGCAAUGCCGUUGAACAUACUAGAGUCGACACAACAAAGAGACCGACGAAUCAUUCUGAAAUGAACAUUGCGGAGGAUUUGAAACAUGAUGAGAGUGAUACAGGCAACAGCUCGAGUGUUCGACUAUGCAUUAUUUCUAUCAGUGAUUUACCAGCAAGUGUUGUCUCGAAUAUUCCAUUAUGUCCAGUUCUCAAAAUGGGCUUAGUUGAAUUGCCUGCAGGCGUGUACAAGGAUGGCGGAACGAAGUCGGUGACAUCCACAACGACGAAAUACCUGUUCGAUCAGGGUAUUCAAGCGAUGGGAUCGGCAAAGAUACGAUCGACAACUCCAAAAAUAUUAGGCAAACGUGAUAGCGGAACAAUAGAAUACCACGAAGAGUAUCGAUGGGACAAUUUGAAACAACCUCAGACGAUGGGUCUAUGUAUAGAACUAUGUGUCCAAGGAGUUCGCACGCCAUUGAAUUACAUGGAGUCCCCCCCUGCCGUUUUUCAAUAUGAUGCAUAUGCAUCGCCUUCAGGUGACACGUUGGAUUCCGCUGAAACAUCUCUUGGAUCUUCGCCAAAACUUCAUCAAGCGCCAAUACGUCGUGCGCCUCCAUCUCGAACAAAGUCUUUCGAUGCAUUGAGAAUUGGCAUCUGGAACCGAAGCAGGACACAGCAGGACACAGAAAUGGAAGCUGCUGAGGCUGCUGCAGCUGUUGCACGGAUGUUGGUCGAUGAAAGUGAACCAGAAUCAAAUGAUAUGGAACAGGGACAAUCGUCUAUGAAAAUAUCCGAAACACCGAACUCUGAUUAUGACGUAACUCUGGAUUGCUCUAAUGGCCAUUUAAAUGUUGGCCUGACAUCGGAUUCGAAACUGGGUGUUGUGGUGAUCCCUUUGGCACAGCUAGCACUAGACAAGGAUAUGAAAAAGGGCAAGAAUAUGCGUUUAGAGCAAUGGUAUGAAUUGGAUACAGGGGAAGAAUCAAAUGAUGUCUCAAGUAGACGAAAGAAACCCCGUGUCUUUCUUGAAAUCACUUUAUCCUCACCUACUUCUCUAGACGAUAGCGAAGACGAGGAUGGUGUUUAUGACGAAGACGAAGAGCCAUUAAAGUCGUCUUUGUACCAAAAUGCAUCUUUUUUGCGCAGAGCAAGUAUUAAAGCUCGAUGUCAAAACGGCGAACACAAGGGGAAAAAAGAAGAAAGAAAAAUUGAGGACCCUAUUCUCGAACCAGGAGUCAUCGAUUUCGUCGCUGUUGUUGGUUGCAAGAACAUCGGAAACCAGAAGAAUGAUGAAGGCAUGAAGGGCUGGGUCAAAGCCACUCCAGAGUGUGUGAUCAUGGAACAAUUCCCUCCGAACAACGAAUUUUAUAUGAACUCAGGGCGUAAAGCUGCCUUACCAGAAAUGCUCCAGUGGUUUUGUUUUCCAGAGGGUGCUCGGCUUUGGAGAGGUACAAAUCCUCCAACUCACUCUGAUCUCAAUCUCAAGAGGUUUUCAGCUGCAUCACCUCAAAACUUAGCGUCGUCGAUAGCUGCUUUUGAUGCCUGUCUUGGCUGUACGACUUCAUUUUCAUGGUUUGCAAUUGCUUCGAAUUCAGAUCAAUACGGUUCUAGUCUAGUGAAGACUUAUGGAGCAGUUAUAAGGUUUUAUGUACCUGCUCCGACAGGUAUUGAUCCAACACAAGAUGAUUUCGCGCAAGCAAUCAUGGGGAGGAAAGCUGACAUACCACCUCCAGGAGCAGUGAAACGACUCUGGGUGCCCAUAGCGAUUUGUUUUACUUCUAAUCUUCCGAUUGUUGGUAUAAUGGAGGCACUUCUACUUCGACUUUGUGAAGAAAUUUCAACGAUACAUAGUGGCCUUCAGUCUGGGAAGCUGGUUCAAAUUCAGGAAGCCGUUGCGAACAUAGUGUUAAAGUACCAAAAACCAAUUGCAGGGGCUGUCAAUUGUUCGGUUCCUUUCUUACCGGGAGACAGAUUUCUACUGUCGCUGCCGCCGCGUGAAGGACUUCCAAGUCUACCUCAUGGGCGGGCUCUAAUAUCGGUUUGUCGAUUGCUUGGUGCAGAUGGAUUGAAUUAUCUCCUUUCUGCUGUACUUACCGAAUGCAAAAUAUUGUUGCAUUCAGAAGACAUCGCUGAGAUUGCCAUGGUAGCUGAAGUUAUUACUGCUCUUACUUAUCCUUUCGCAUGGUCUCUACCGUACAUCCCUAUACUCCCUCUCGGGAUGAUCGAAUUUGUGGAGGCUCCACUAGCAUAUCUAUUAGGUAUGCCUACUUGUAACUUGAAAAUGAUUGAUCCUGGAGCGUUGGAGGAUACGGUAGUAGUUGAUUUGAACAAGGCAUUUUCUUCUGAAGAGUACUAUCUGGAGAAAUCAAAACCGAGAACAGCCAGUAAUAAACAUCCCGCUCUGCUGCCAACAUCAGUCGCAACAAAAAUAUCCGACGCGUUUUACAAAUUAUUACGUGAAGAAGACGAGAUGGAAGAACGCUACAGUGGAACCGAAUUUUUAGAACACAGCUUACCUCAUCUUGAAGAAGAAAGUCUUGCUGAGAGAGAAUUCAGAGUUACUGUUGCCAUUGAGAUAUGCGGUUUGUUGAGAGGGUAUCAAGAUUGUAUGGGAGCAGUUUUUGAUCGAGAUAAAUUUCUCAAGAGCUCACCCGCCUUGUAUGAAGAGAAGAGUGAGUAUAAAUUUGUUGGGGAAGGUUCAGGUAUUCGGAACGAAGUUUUGAAAACGAAAGUUAUGUCAUCACGGUCGAAACGAUUCCUAUCAUCGCUAGUAAGUGGGCAAAACUUCCAACAAUUAUUAGAGCGCUUGGAUAGUGACGAUGCAUUAUUCUUCCACGAAAUCUUAAAGGUAAUCGGUGAAUCUGCUUCGGAUAGAAUGCCUCCGAAGAGAACUUCUUCUGGCGAUUUUGGAUUGAGUCAAACAGAGAAAAAUGUUGAUUCUUUGAUCAAAUCGUUGCAGAAAGUCGAAGACAAAAUUCCCACCUUUUUGGUCAAAGUGGGAGGUGGUCUUGACACUGGAGAUGACGAAGACGAUAUCCCAUCAUCGUUAAUGUGGACCGAGAAUGAGUCUCAUCAGUUUGAUGCAUUGGACCAUGACACGCAUAUUAUGAACAUCGAAGAUCAAGACACAUCGACUUUUUCAUCGAACUUGUUAUCGUCUAUAAAGAUUGAAUCGGCAUCGAAGAUUUCGGAAUCAAGUAUGCAAGCUGUAUCAAUGGAAUAUUUGGCCAAACUGGAAACGACCCCAUGGGAAUACAACAAUUUUUUAAAUAUUUCAACGGAAGACAUGAAUACACAGGACAAGAUUAAGCUUCGAGAUGCAAUCGGGGAGAGAAGAUUUCGGAGUUGGAAGUUAGCUCGGUCGAAGACUUCGAAUAGUGACGAAGAUAUGGGGUUCUUUUCUCAAAGUACGAGAGAAUCUGCGAAGCAAGAAUCUGCUGUUGAUUUGACAGCUCUUGUGACUUCCGCCAAAAACGAUUCCACUGAUUCAUCUUCCUUAUCAUCUACUUCGAAUCAAUCUAGAAUGCCAUCUCAGACCCCAGCACAAGAACGUAUUGCCGCAGCAAAGAGUAGAGAUAUAAUUCGUCGCUGUAUGGACAGAGCCAAUACUGAUCAGAUCUCUAAAUCUGAUCAAAUCAAUCCAUUCAUAGAAAAUGGUCGAGACCUUAUGGCAGAGGCAGAGAAGGCUUUACGGAAUCCAUCCGCUCAGCUGUUUCUUAUAUCUAUUUUAGCGCAGAGAUCUCGACUAGAAAAUAAAAGAUCGAGAACAGCACGGCAUCAUUCCACUGCACAAAAUCCUGCAUCUCGCCUUGACGACGUUGCUUUCGAUUGCCUUGUUCGAUUGAGUUGCGCAAUGCUAGAUUCUUGCAUGGAAUACAAAGAAUACGAAAUGGCAUAUCGUUUGCUUACAAACUCCGCUGGUUUCAUCAUGGUUCAAGAAUUGGAUAAUUACGGCGAAUACGUUGCAGACGAAUAUGGUAAUGGUCAGUCAUUGAUAGUCAUCACGAUGACAUCAAGAAUCGGCUUGCAUCCAAUUUUUGCAGAUAUAAGAGUUUGGGAGACAGUCAUGACGUUGCACCUUCGUGAUCGGGAAACAGUAAAAAAAUCUGAUGAAUUUAGUUCGUAUAGUGCUGGUAGUGACUAUGAAGAAGAAGAGGAAGUAGUAUACGAUUCCGCUGUUGCAACGUUGUAUGAAAUGGUUGGUUAUGGUAUUCCUGGCGAGGAGCUUUCACGUUUCGCGAUGCGGGUUAGCCAAGAACAUGGUUGGUUUUGUGAUGAUCGCGGGAGGCAGCUCCUUAUGCUUGCGCGGAGGAUAAGUAUUCGCCGAGACCAAGCCGAUAUGAGCGGGGCGGGCAAUACGGGCGACAUAGACAUGGUUCGAAAAGGGCCUGACCUUAAUGAAGCAUUCGCAACCUUUCCUGAAGGAGGGGAUAGUACGGAAAGACCAGAUUUUGUUUGGAAAGAGGUUGGAUGGUGUCACCCUGCAGCUCCCUCGCGUAAAAAUUUGAUGAGACUCGAUCGUAACAGGAAACAAUUGCCGAUUGACAAAUUCAUGAAGAGGAAUCCUGUAACAGCGCUGGCAUCAUUCGGCUCAACUAUGGUGGCAAGUGGAGGACUUGACGGAGGUGUUUUUCUAGCUCACUUAUUAUCAGAUCAUUCUCUAACCUCUACUGCAAAUACUGAAGAUCUUCCCGAGGUCCGAGGAAUCCACUUGGACUGGGGAGUUACUAGUCGCCCAGGAUCGUCGUCAGACGGAGAAUACGGUGUUGGAGCAGUUAGCUGUUUGGCAGCAAUCUAUGGUGACACUUCGCAUACACACAGUGUGGGUUUCUCGAAAGAUGUGAAGGACCCGACUAAUGGCGUCGAUAUACUUGACUCUAUGGAGGGAAGCAAAAUCGUUGCCGGUACAACAGCUGGUGAUUUGAGAGUCUGGUCAGUGAAGGAUGUGUAUUCAUCAAUUGUAACGACGAAGAAUGACUCCGAACUUACAAGUGGCCAUGGUGCGUCAAGAUUGAAAUAUUCGCUUCGAGGAAGGGCGUUAGCGGGACACCGUGGAGGAGUUACUUGCAUCGAUGUUCCAUCCCAAGUAUAUCGUCCGGAUUCUUUUGUCACCGGAGGUGCAGAUGGUUCGAUUAAGCUUUGGAAUUUGCGGGCUCCUACAGGGAAUCGACGGAAUAAUAACUCCGGCUCCAAUGGUUAUGAUUCAAAUGAUGGGUCAGGCCAACAUCAGCGUGGACGGAUGGGAGAUGCACUCAAUACAUUAAGCGGCCAUGAUGGUCGUGUUCUCUCGAUAACAACAGCAUGGCAUGGCGACCAUCUAUUGAGUGGGGGAGCUGAUCGGUCCAUUCGCGUUUGGGAUCUUGGUUCGAGCGGUGGCAAAUGUUUACACAAAUUGUUUGGUCACUUUGGUUGGGUCACAAACGUGCAAUAUUGGGGACCAAAUACGAUAGUUUCCGCUUCGACAGAUCGAUCCGUGGCACUAUGGGAUGCACGAGUUCGAAGUUCUCCUCUUUUUAUCCUUCGAAAUCACUCAUCUCCUAUAUCAGAUCUUUUGGUCGGUUCCAGAACUGACCCUUACAUGGUGAGUGCUGCCGCAGAUGGGACAAUUGCUACUUGGGAUUUUAGGUCCCUAUCGGAGACGACAAAUACCGAAGAACGAGGGAAAUGUAACAAGGGAUGCAAGAUUAUAAGAAUGCCAUCUGCGUCGAUGCAUCAGACUACGACCAGAAAGAAAGUUGCUGUAGGGUCCAUCCAUUUGGCAAGAGAUGUCACGGAUCCGAUGAACUCGUUCAUGAGCGUCGGGUCUGAUGCUAUACUGAGAAAAUGGAAUAUUGCCUCAGGAAACAUGUUGGAGGAAUCGCCUACUGGGCACUGCGACAGAAUUACGUGUUUUAGUUCCUUUUCACAGAACCAUGGAUUUGGAACAAAACCGGCCAAUAUUAUCAACUCAACAGUGGAAGAUGGCAUCGAUGCUCAGGAUAAAGGGUUUUUGACAACCUCUUUGGAUGGCACAAUUCGAAUGCGCAAAUUGAUUGGAAAGAGUGACUGUUGAAGAACGAACAUUGGUCUAGUUCCAAACUCUUUUGUUGGUUAAAAUAAAAAUGACAGGCAAAACUUGUGAUAGAUAUUGAUUAAAAUAAUGGGAUUUAGACAACAAUGACUUCUAUUUUGGUCUCUGGGAUAAUGCUAUGGGCAAUUCGAUCCAAACUUGGUUUUUCUUUGAACAUGACCGAAUUAUAUAAUAUUUCCCAACCCAGACUGCUUCAUCAGUUUCCGUUUGUUCUACUAGUAGCAGAUCUUGAACGAUUCGCCAUGGCAUCCAACGGCAAAAAACGAGCCACUACUGAAGACCGAACACACGGAAUUCUAUCGUUAGCAAAUGUAGAAUUCAAUGCAUAAGAAGCGCCAGAGCAUUGCACCAUUUAGUAAUUUUUGGAAGUAGAAAUAAUGAGAGGAAAAUGAGAAUCAAGUUUACCGUCAAACCACGUAUUGCUUUCCAAUCACCCAAAAUUUAUACCUAACAAGAGACUCCUCACGAAUGACUUACUAAGGAAAGGAGACUAAAGACACAAUUACAGGACAUAACAGAGAAGAAACCAUUGACUGUCAAGAGGGAAAAUGCGGUGUUCACGGCCAAUAAAGAGAACAACCCGUUGAUGGCAUAGGCGGAAAAGAAUCCAUUUCUGCAUGAUUUCGCCUUGUAGUUGUACCAUGAACCACACUUUUUGCCGCCUUCGGAUCGAGUGCACCACCCAUCGGUGCUGUAAAUUGCGUCGCAGGGAGGUACAGUAGGUUCACAAGAUCCAC